CACCUUCAGACAGAUUUGUGGAUUACAUCCCAGAAAUCAGAAGUGGUACUUCGCACUGGACUGCAACGACUCACGACAGAACAUCAAACGGCUAUAGCCCUAGUAUUGGACGGCCAGUUGAAGAACGCUACUAAGAUAACGUCAUUAUUCGAAGCUGCCAGCGAAGACAGGGAAAAGCGUCUCGAUCUUGAGCGUGUCCAACGUGAUGAAAAUGUGAACAGGAUCAUGACUUCAGUGUCUGACUUACACACCGUAUGUCUGAGUCGAAUGGAUGAUAACGAGCAGCAUUCACUCAGGCGCCGCCUUUUGGAUGCUUUAGCAUUCCCUGAUAUGAAUGAUCGUCAGAAUCAGAUCGAACGUCUCGUGGGUGAUUUCGGCGACACAUUCCAAUGGAUCUUCGACGACUUUGACCAGAAUAGAUUUCCGGCUUGGCUCCAAGAAGGGAGCGGCGUUUUUUGGAUAUGUGGAAAAGCAGGCUCUGGAAAAUCAAGCCUCAUGGAUCUGAUUGCCAGAAACAUUGAAGAUGGUGGACUAUUCUUCGAUUUAUUGAAACAAUGGGCUGGCACAGAAACUCCUUGUUUACUCACCUUCUGGUUCUAUCGCCCAUCCCCAAAUGAAUUGAUCAAGUCAACCUCAGGACUCUGGCGGUCACUGUGUUUCCAGAUCCUGAAUCAAGAACCAAAUCUAUCGAAGAAGAUUCGAGAGAACAGCGAUGGUAAAGUACCGGAGAAGUUGAAGACCUCCCUCAUAGCUUCAGGGUCUUGCGUACAGUCAUGGUCGGACAGUCAACUAAAAUCGUGGCUCGAAUACUUGCUCACCCAUUGCGAUUCCAAGUAUUGCCUCCUCAUCGACGGCCUUGACGAAGUCGGGGAGUCUGCGCUCGAAGCUGUUAAAGAGGUGUCCCGCAUGUCUAGCCACGUAAAGAUUUGCUGUUCUAGUCGGCCAGAGAGUUCUUUUCACGACGCUCUUCAGGAAUCUCCAUCCUUGCUUUUGGAGGAACGCAACGCCACCGAUAUCGCGAGCUAUUGUAAUAGGAGACUUGAGGGCACUCGGGCUGCUGAUCACUGCGACUCAAUUGCCUCGCGUGCACAAGGCGUGUUUCUCUGGGCCCAUCUGGUGACAGAAGUUCUGAGAGAAGCGGCCAAGCGUGGCGAUGACGAAAAUGAGCUUGAGGAGCGGCUAAAAAUAUGUCCCGAUGGUAUGACUGAGCUAUUUACUCACCUUCUUGAACGCCAGGACAAGUUCUACCUGAAGUACCCCAAACCAUACUUGAAACUGAUCGAUGUCGCCGUUCGAAGGAAGAGUUGCUGGGCCAUACCCGACCUUCCAGUGCUUGUUCUACAUUUGGCCUCACAAAAUCAACACGAACUGCUGGAAGCGAUUUCCGACGGCUCUGGCAGUGACUUUUUUACGAAACUAGACCAGAACACAAGAUUUCCGGAGCUGAAGACCAUUGUAGUCACGCGUUGCGCUGGACUUAUCGAGAUGACACCUGACGAAUUCGUCCGGGAUCCCCAUCGGCAUGAUCACAAUGCUUCAAGAAAUCGUCGCUAUCGACAACUAGAGGUCACCCAUAACUUCAAAGUGAGGUUCACCCAUCGGAGUGCACUAAGUUUCCUCCAGGAGGAUCCACAAGCAGCGUCUUUCCUAGCGUCCAGUGGAGUGUCGGAGGAUGAAGCUACCACUCGGUUGCUGAAUGCUUCGGUCGCAAAAGCCAUUCUAGGUGAGGACCUGGGUGAUAGGAUCGUCCUUCCUGAGGAGCCAUUCCAAUUCGCAAGCGCUAUAUCAGGAGAAGCAUGGUCGGAACAGGUCACUUCUGUUAUGGACAGAUUAUUUGCCAAUGCGGAGACUCGAACGGAGUGGAGUAUUUCUGAACGUCCAAUCGAUGUCUUGUACACUCGAUGUUGGAAGCGGGAAUUUAUAUGGUUUAGAGAUCCCCUGGUGCCUUCCGAAAUCUUCAUGUCGUCGCCAAAACUCUCCAACUUUGAGAACAUGGCUUUUUGUUUUGGCAGCAUAUACGCUCUCCAGCCCUACAUUCGGGAGAAACUGUUGAAGGUUGAUUCAGACCUGAAAGCUCUUGCUGCGGCACUUUCAUAUUGCCAACACUUACGAAGUGCUUGGUACAGUAAGGAUUUCUUGACCGUCCUUGAGCCGUGCCUGGAGGUGGAGCGGAUGAUUUACUUUGAAUAUCAUUGGUCUACUUCAUCAGCAGCAAAGGUCAUCUGUGCUACGAGACCCCUUUGGGAGCACAUUUUUUGCGCCAGCAUAUCAUGGUUCCACAUUUCAUGGUUCCAAGCUGAGGGAUGGAAUAAAAUCAAAAAAGACGUGCAGAGCAGAGUCCCGGCGCUUUGUCCGCCUCUGCAGCCAAAUGGGCCUAGUGUGGAGCUAUGGAUGAUUGGUGGCCGCGAAAGCAGCAAGAGGUUCAUUCUACCGCCAGAUAGCGGUGUUCUGGAUUCCGAGAUGCUUGAAGAGAGAGUGUUCAAAGUCCAAAUGUGUGUCGGCUGCGUAGAAUCGCAGGGCCAUUCCGCUUUGAAGUUCCUUGAGUGGUCACCUUCUGGGAUCGGUAGGUUCCUUCUCCUUACGGACGGUCAAAACGAAAGCCUUCGGCAAGGUUUUGACAGAGGUUUACAUGAAGAUUAUGAGCAUACCCUCCUCGCGAUCCUUAAGAACAAUUGGAGCAGUUUAUCUCUGCAAGAAAAGGCGAAAGCUAUAUGGUAUGGAGAAAGCCUAGGAAGGCGGUAUAUUUUCGUUGCUGGUGAAGUUCUCAGUGUCGACGCAGAUGAGCGAAAUACAUGGGAAGAUUCCCUCUUUGAGCUUGGAGUGAUACGUGGUAUACCUGCAGAAGAUUCGGUCACCGAAGAGCUCAUCGAGAUUAUAGUCAAUGAUGGUGGUGCGUUUGAACGGCUUUAUGGGCAAUCGGAAACGAAUUGGUACGGUCUUGAGAGGUAAUGCAAAACUAUAUGUCAGACGUGUGCUUGACUCAGAGUCUGAUGACGAGACGGAUGAUCAGUGAUUCUGCGGCCGCGGGGAUCGCAGUCAGACAGUUAUAUCAGAGAAGACUUGGCUGAAAGUACGCUGAGGAAAUCGCUCAUUGUACCAGAAAGCGAAGAUACGACCUGGGAUACGCAGGGGUUGGCUAAUGAGAUGAGGGAAUAUCACGGACUCUGCAAGAGAAAUUCAUGUGUGAUGGGUUGGGCAUAACGGAGAGAAGGAUUUCAGCGCAUUUGAAGCUCGUUAGAGCCGGGUGGGAUACAUAGUCGCAGAUGACACAUACGGUAUUGAUCACUAGCAAGUACAGAUCGCGGAUAACCGAGAGGGG
Exophiala oligosperma is the source of this 3319-nucleotide messenger RNA. RefSeq lists its product as uncharacterized. NCBI's taxonomy places the organism in Eukaryota, Fungi, Ascomycota, Eurotiomycetes, Chaetothyriales, Herpotrichiellaceae. The transcript has 2 exons. The record is from RefSeq and is a predicted model, not a curated record. The coding region runs from base 226 to 2949 and encodes 907 amino acids.